Messenger RNA from Tachysurus vachellii, 1726 nucleotides. RefSeq names its product sterile alpha motif domain containing 14 (gene samd14). The record is from RefSeq and is a predicted model, not a curated record. The coding region runs from base 131 to 1681 and encodes 516 amino acids. NCBI's taxonomy places the organism in Eukaryota, Metazoa, Chordata, Actinopteri, Siluriformes, Bagridae. The transcript is spliced from 9 exons.
UAUAGGUGUGUGUCUGUGAAAGAGAGAGAGAAAGAGAGAGAAAUUUAAGAAUUAGCUUGAGAUCUAAACGGCAUAUCAGGCAUAUUAGCAACUCUCUGGGACAGCGCUUCUAACCAGAGAUAAGGCCAUCAUGUCGUCCACCCCGCUGGCUGAGACAGAAGAAGAUGUGUUUGAUUUGACAGAUGCAGUGCCUGAGACCGAGCGACUGGACAGCAGCCUACAAAAAGCUAAAGCUCAGCUGUCUAUAAAAACCAGGAGGCACCGUCCUUCCAGGUCACGUCUCCGGGACAGUCUCAGCUCCACAGAGGGAGAUGACAGCCUUGAUGGAAAGAGCUACAGUGGCUUGUUGUCUGGCUCCUGCUCACCUCUCCAUGUGUCCCUACACUGCCCCUCCCCCUUAUCUGACCUCCAUACUUCCUACUCUCCUGCAAUGAAGGACAGAGCCUUUACCUAUGAGGUAGGUGAGAGUGAAAAGAAAAAACAAAGACGAAGGAGUGCAUGCUUACUGGAUCCCUCGUCUCCAACCAACCUGUUCAAAGGAGACUAUUUCCUGCAGCACCAGAAGGAGCACAGCCCUAUGCACCACAGGGAUCAUCUCUUGCAGGGCCAGGAGGACAAUCUCCAAAUGGGUGAAGGGGAUCAUCUAAAGCUGCAUAUCAAAGAUAACUCUCACCUACAGCACAGGGAUCAUCCCCAACUACACCUGGAGGACGGCACUGACCUGCACCAGGGUGACCAGCUAUUACUCCACCUGGAGGACCACACACACCUGCUCCAGAGGGACCACACCCAUCUCCAAGACGCUGACCAUAUCCGACUGCAACAAGAGGAGCACAUUGACCUUCACAAGAGGGAGCAUAAUCAGAAGGAUCUCAUCCAUCUGCAAAAAGGGGGCCAUCUCCAGAAGAACCAAACCCAUCUUCAAAGGGGGGACUGCCUCCAGAAGGCCCACACCCACCUGCAAAAGGGGGACCAUCUACAAAAGGACCAAACUCAUCUGCACAAGAGGGACCAUAUCCAGAAAGAACAAACCCAUGAGCAUGAGAAAGACCAAGUCCAGCUACAUGAGAGGAAUCAUUCUCCCCUGCACCAGAGGGAAUACUCUCAGAGUGAAGAUGACGCUCAUGAUGUUGGUUCAGAUGAGCCGAGCAGCCCAACAGUCCUGCUGGACAAGAAGACCAGGAGGCGUUUCCUCGAUCUCGGGGUGACUUUGCGUCGCACAUAUGGAAAGGUCAGGAAGGAACGAGCCAGCAGACAUGCCGCAGAAAACCAGGAGCCGGACAGAGCAGAAAACCGUUCCUUGCGUUCCUCUGCUCCCCCGUUCAUGCCUUUCUCAUGGCUGACGGAGAGAAUAAGGGGCUCUGGUUCUCCAAAGAACUCCAGCCAAUCCCCAGCCAAGUCUCUAUCAGAGGAUGAGGAGUUGAAAAACGACAGCAGGUCCACUAGAAACGAGUCAUCGCAGCCGUAUCAAAGCCUUUCUGAUCACUCUGAUGAGGGAUGUGAUGAGCAUGACGAACCCCUCAAUGUCAAAAAGAAGACCAUCCUUCCAUUCUCAUCAGGUGGAAGAGACAGGACAGAAAAACAGAACGGCGUCCAAAGGGAAAAGAGGGAGGACGGAAAUGAUGGAGACAGCCAAAAAUUACUGACCUCUCAAACUCAGUGCAAGCAUUUUGAUUUAUGAAUGAAUUCUUCCAAUAGAUUUAGUCUUUUUCAGCUGUACAUAAUG